GCCGCGGGGCUCUGUGCGGGCACUCCGCGCACCCCUCGGCGCGCCGCCCGCCCCGGCGGAGCCGAGCCGAGCCGAGGCGAGGAGCCGAGCCGAGCCGAGGCGGCAGGAAGGUGUAUUUUUGAGGAGGGGAAGAACAAACAGCAUACGCGAUCCGCACGUGGUAACUCCCUCUCGAUUUCCUUUGGAGAGCAGCCGCCUGCUCUGUCUGUGAUCUACAAUGAGUGCCAAAUCUGCGAUCAGCAAAGAGGUUUUUGCCCCACAUGAUGAGAGGAUGCUGGGGGCUGUCCAAGUGAAAAGAAGAACGAAGAAGAAGAUCCCUUUCCUGGCUACUGGCGGUCAGGGCGAAUAUUUAACGUACAUCUGCCUGUCAGUGACGAACAAGAAACCAGCUCAGGCAUCUAUUACGAAGGUCAAGCAGUUUGAAGGUUCCACGUCCUUCGUCAGGAGAACGCAGUGGAUGCUCGAGCAGCUUCGCCAGGUCAACGGUAUCGACCCGAAUCGGGAUUCCCCAGAAUUUGAUUUACUAUUUGAAAAUGCUUUUGACCAAUGGGUAGCAAGCACAGCCUCAGAAAAAUGCACAUUCUUUCAGGUUCUUCAUCACACUUGUCAGCGGUACCUUACAGACAAGAAGCCAGAAUUUAUCAACUGCCAGUCUAAAAUCAUGGGAGGUAACAGCAUACUGCACUCGGCAGCAGACAGCGUGACGAGCGCGGUGCAGAAGGCGAGCCAGGCUUUGAACGAGCGCGGCGAGCGGUUAGGUCGAGCCGAAGAAAAGACGGAGGAGCUGAAGAACAGCGCUCAGCAGUUUGCAGAAACUGCACACAAGCUUGCCAUGAAGCACAAAUGUUGAGAUGCUGCCCAAAGUCAAAAUCUUCCCGAGAGGAACUGAAAAGCUAGGUUCAGCAAUUUUUACAGGAGAAUCCAAACUUUCAUGAGCUUUUGCCUUCCAGUUCAGUGGAGAUAAGUUCUUUCAGUUUCUGUGCCAGAAAACAUACUGUAUUUUUUACCUGUUUGAUUUAUUUUUUGUUAUUUUUGUAGGAUUGCUACACAAGCCCUGCAGUAGUACUUCCAACCUGUACUUCAGGUAUCACAGGAGUUAAACAGGGAGAGUGGACCAAGUGAUAGGCUGGUCAGUAUUAAAGUAGGAAUAAUCUUCCCCUGUACUCUUUCCUGAUACUGUACAGGGAAAUAUUUAACUGGCUGUGAGAUGUACGUGGAAAUAAAAUCCAAAGAAAGGUUAUUCUACUUUCAGUUUCUGUAGCAUUAGCAGAAUGUGAAUGUUGGAAUUAAACACCUGAGGUCAUAACUAGAGUGGAGAACAGACCUGUUUGUUACGGGAGACAGAAAAACGUAUUUCCUCUUCCUAGCGUAGGAAUUUUGCAUGUGCCAUUACCAGCGUUCGGAAAUGGAUAUCUGAAUUACACAGGGGAAUCUGUUACUGUGCUGCAUUUUGAAUAUUUAUAUUUUAUCUUCCGGGUGGAUAUUUGAAUUGUACAAUGAAACCUGGAGAAUGUAUGCUUAAGGUCUCAGAGUUCUGAGAAAAAUGUGAUUUUUACAUCUGCUUGCACAUAAUUGUGCCUCGAACUCAAUCUAGAAUUUAGCAGUCUGGUUAAAAAAAAAAUCAUUUUCUUUUUACCUGUGAUUCUCUACUUAAAGGCCCAUACAAAUUAAAAUGCACCAUUUUGAGUCACCUGUUUUGCAUAAAUUCUACACUAAGACUUUGGGGGCGGGGGGAAUUCAGGAAUUUACCUGGUUAAAAUGAGUUGACAUCUGUGUUAGCUAGUCCACUGAUUUUUAAAAUAGAGGCUUAAAAAAGCAUGUCUUAGUACAUUAGAAUCAUAACUUAUAGUUUGGGUCUUAGUUUUCAAUAAACAUUACCACUGGAAGAGUGCCUGCCUGCUGAUGUUUCUCUUACAAAAAUAAGUUGGUUGCUCUUCCAUGACAGCUGUAUUCUUAACAUUUAUUAAAAUAUUCUUAUUUACUUCUAGAAUUAAAAUAAAAAGAAAAUAAGGAGAUGUCACACUUUAUUUUUCUUUUUUUCAAACAGUAAGCUAUAACAGAACCUCUGGCAGAAAUUUCAGCCUUCGUUUUUCAAAUAUGUGUGCUCUUUAAAGUCAGUGCACUUCAGAAUUUUCUGUCCUCAUCUAACCGAAGAGCCAGAGAGCUGGCAUUAUCUGAAUGUACUGCAGUUUUCAUUUUCAUUGUAGAAUAAGAUUUUUGCAUUAUUAAUGACACUUUAAACAGUCUAAGAUCCUCAGAGCAGUGCUUGGAAUAGAGAUGAAAGCUUUCGUAGUAACUGAGAAUAUUUUAGUUUACUGCAGGCUGAAGUAAUUGAAAAUCUCUCUUGGAAAUAUCCAUAUUGUAAGAAGAUGUUUGGCUUUAGGAGAACAAUCAAGCUAAAUACAUCAACUGCUUCAAAGUGGUGCAUUCCAAUUUUACAUCUUUUUUUUUUCCUGUAUCUUAAACUGUUUUGUAUCAAGCUUUCUUCUAAUUUCACACUGGGAUUGAGAGAAAGAGCAGAUUUGUCCUCUAUGUCAUACCCAACAGUCAUUUUAGGGUCACUUCUAACAAUUAUUGCAACCUGUACUGACAACUAAAAAGGAGUUUGGCCAGCUACAUGUUGCAGGUGGGAGCAGUAUCGUUUAAGACAGGAGUUCUGAACACUUAGUUGAGCUUCUUGCAAUUACUGCUUGUUCUGGAAAUGUCAGUAGCUAUCUGAGAACCACUGUAAUGAAUGUGGAUAUUUCUGCAAAUUAACAAGUAAAAUAGUCUCUUGUUAGAAAUCAAAUUUCUGCUAGAGAUGCUAGAGACAAAAUGUUAGACUUUUUAAUAACUGUGUUAGAGUUCAGUCAGGUGCAUUUCUGACCACACAGCUGUCUUCUGUCAUUGACUUUUCUACUCUAAGUAGUUUUUAGCUAUAUUGUAGGUGAUUUUGCUGCUAACCUAACCUAAAUGUUUCUGUUGAGAGAAAGAUGGAGCAGGCUUUGAGCUGCUGCCAUCUAGCUGGUCCUCUAAGCUUGUCAAUACUUUAGAAGAAAUAUCUAAACUCCAGAUCGGGUAAAGCUGAAUGGAGUCAAUUGUGUAAAUUCAGAUAAAAAAGGCGUAGAUUUUCGGGUGUUUACAUGUUUUACUGUCGGCUGGACAGGUCCAGUUCACAGUUGCACUGCUGAGUUCCAGAGCCUUUGUGGACUGAACUGCUCUGAAACGUUGCGUUAGUCCCAGCGACAGUUCUGCCACAUUGGUUUUGUAUAUCUUCCUGUUGGAGUUUAAUGUAUUACAUAUCAUAGCUCAGGACUUUUUUUCAGCCAUCAGAAGCCAAUUGCUACGGGAUUUUUGAGUAAACUAGUGAUAUGGAUGAAGAAAAAAAGAGUUUACUUGUGUUUUUAUUCUGUUCUUGCUGUUCAUUAAACUACACAAGAUAUGGUGUUUUCUAGAAAAAUUUUGAAGGUGUGUGCUAACAUCUAUCCAAAGGUAAAUCUUAGAGCAUUGCAAUUUCCUCCUGGGAACUUAGCUUGUAGUGUAUACAACAUAGUAUUAUGAGCUAUCCAUGUACAUAUCAUACAUAUAUAUAAUUCAGGUUAAUGUUUCAUAUUAAAGAAUGUAUUUGUAAAUUGUAACAAGAUCAAUAGUUUCCUUAUCUUUUUAAAGUUCUGUGAAGAAUAAGAAAAAGCAUUGUUAGACUUGAGACUACUGUACUGCAAAAUCUGUCUUAAAAGGCUACUUUUGUAUCUAGCAAAAGUUGUGCAUUAUGUGAAAUAUUAACAAACGUGUUCUCUAAGAAGUGAUCUUAAAGGUAGGUAGGUUUUGCUAUUAUAUGCCAGAAUUGUAAUACUUGCUGAUAUCUGUUGUAACAAAUUCCUCAGAAGUUCUCAAAGAUGUAGAAAUAAUUUUGUGCCAUUCCGGGGAAAAAAAAAAGUAGGACCUGCUCUGUUGAGUCUUACUGGAAACCUUGCUUUUGUCAUUAAAUACUUUAACUGUGAAAUAAAGAAAA
Molecule: messenger RNA, 3991 nt
Organism: Rhea pennata
Lineage: Eukaryota; Metazoa; Chordata; Aves; Rheiformes; Rheidae
Gene: STXBP6
Product: syntaxin binding protein 6
Exons: 7
Coding region: 218-850 (210 amino acids)
Biological process (GO): regulation of SNARE complex assembly; Golgi to plasma membrane transport; exocytosis
Cellular component (GO): exocyst; plasma membrane
Molecular function (GO): phosphatidylinositol-4,5-bisphosphate binding
Source: RefSeq, a predicted model, not a curated record